CUGUGUGCCCUGAUGCCCACUCUAACACAGUACACGUCGAAGGUGCGUCGAAUAGCGCAUCCAGUCAGUUGCCCAAGGCCGCCGUGUUACCCCGCGCGAGAAGAUAGCAUCACCACGGGCGGGUGAGAUGAUUCCUCAGGCGCAGGGGUAGCAGAGGAGGUAUAGGAUAUAAACCCGUUGAAGACCCGUAGCUCAAAGUAUCCCGCCAAUAUCAUGUCUCAAAUCCGUCCCAAGAUGCCCGUUACUGAGCUCCCUAUCCCGGCUGGUGCUGGAAGGGCCGUAGCUGCGGGUGUCGCCCUGUUCGCCGGAAGCAUCGUGAUGACAUGGCGGUACCUCGAUCGCCGUCAGCAGCGCCGCAUCGCUCUCGACGAGCAGCUGCCCACUGGGAGAGUUCCACCUUGGCAGUACAAGAUCUUCGACCACAACACUCCCUUGAAGAAGGUUGAGCAGAUCGUCGCGGAGGUGACCAAGACUGCAUAA
Molecule: messenger RNA, 480 nt
Organism: Coniophora puteana RWD-64-598 SS2
Lineage: Eukaryota; Fungi; Basidiomycota; Agaricomycetes; Boletales; Coniophoraceae
Exons: 5
Coding region: 214-480 (88 amino acids)
Source: RefSeq, a predicted model, not a curated record